AUGGAAUUCCAUAAUACACAAAAAAAUGACUUAUUCAAGGCUAAAUGGACUUCUAAAAAAGCAUAUUUAAAAUUGUGUGCUUUACAUUUUUAUGGAAUUCAAAAAAAAGAAUAUAAGAAAAAUUACUCAAAGCUCUUUCUUUAUAAGCUUUUUAAAGUUCUAUUUAUUUCUCUUUUAUACACUUUUUUAGAAUAUAUAUGUGAAUCUGGUGAUAAAAUAACUUUAGCAUAUCAAUAUAGUAAAUACCAUAUGAGAACAUUAGUAGAAAAAAAAAAGAAUGAAACAUAUUUUAAAGAGAUUCAACAAAAUGAAAAUUUUAAUAAAAUUUGGGAGAAUUGUAUAGAGAAUUGGAGAAUUCAGGUUUUUUUUAUGAAUUCAGAAUUUCUUGUAGAAUGGAUUUUAUUUUGUUCAAUGAAUAAUGUAAAGGAAGAAUGCAAGAAUGAAUGGUGGGGUAAAUGGAUUGAAGAAAUUACAGAUAAAGUUAAAAGUAAGUAUGAUCGAGAUAACUGUGAUUAUGAAAAAAAUAAAGGGGGAAGAUGCUCCCUCGAAAGGUUUAAUAAUUUUCUUGAGAUGAAAAAGAGGUCAUUCAGAGAAUUUAAGAUAAUUCAUUCGAAUCUAUGGAAAAAAUUUCUUGGGGAUUGUGAAGAGAAUUUAAGAAAAACUAAAGAACUUGAGAAUGCUUCAGAAGAAGUAAAAUAA
Messenger RNA from Plasmodium gallinaceum, 699 nucleotides. RefSeq names its product Plasmodium exported protein, unknown function. The record is from RefSeq and is a predicted model, not a curated record. The transcript is spliced from 2 exons. Lineage: Eukaryota; Apicomplexa; Aconoidasida; Haemosporida; Plasmodiidae. The coding region runs from base 1 to 699 and encodes 232 amino acids.